Molecule: messenger RNA, 210 nt
Organism: Gongylonema pulchrum
Lineage: Eukaryota; Metazoa; Nematoda; Chromadorea; Rhabditida; Gongylonematidae
Source: the annotation of a GenBank genome assembly
AUGAAAGAAACUAUGUGUUUUCUGUUCCAGACAUGUAACAACGCAGCAAUAUGUUUGCUGUACAAAGGAGAAAUUGUAAGUGCAGCAGAGAUGCUGAAGAAUUAUCCAGAUGAUUUGAACGAGCCAGUGGCAAUCAAUUUCUUCACCAUUGCCGAACUCUCGUUUGCGAAUUUUGCUCAACAUAACGUAGCAUUUUUUGCGAAUCACUAA